AGGAAUGAAAUCCAUUAAAAAUGAAGAGAACUCCCCAAGGAAUUUCAAGAGAGACAAAUCACAGUGAAAGCUAUUUCAAGAAAACUCAAGGCACCUGCAAAGAUUGGUUGUUUUAAAGAUGAACUGCAAGGACCAACCUGCAGUGCCAACUUGAAAGUCUGCUCGCCUUCAAGGGAGGAAUCCCACUCCUGAAGACUGUGGUGUGACAUUAUGGCUGAUCUUUCGACAUCCCUUUGCUACAGCAUGCACUCCUGGACACGAGUGCUACUGGCCCUUUGCCAUGCACAGACGAUCUGUGUCAUCAGGGAUCCACAAGUGAUAUCCUUACAGAGUGGAAGCAUCGGUGUGAAAGAGAGUCUAAUGCAUUAAUUAAAUUCAGGAGUCCAUCACUGCGCACUUGCCUCCUUGUCCCCUUGAUUGUAGAUCCUGGACCAGGCUCGACAGGCUACUUUCUGGCUCAACCAGAGUUAACAAGUUAACUUGUUAACUUGUUAACAGAGUUAAGCAAGUUAAGGAAGUAUGGGCUGGAUGAAUGCACUACAAGGCAUGAGGAAGAUGCAGUUGUCUCCCAAAGAUUCAGCUCAUCCAAUCCUGACACAUAUGGCCCGUUUCUUGGCUCUGCUUCCAGGGAUGGAAAGGAUACUGAAAGCUGCCUUUAAGCCACCCAUUCACCUAUCUUUUCAGAGGGAGGGCGUGGGACUGGAGCACUGGAUAUGAGAAAUGAGUGUUGGACGCAGAAGACUAAGGCUGCUGGGAAUUCUGAUGAUGGUAAACUUUUUUAUUUAUGUGAUUGUGGAAGUCUCCAAAAGUGGUGGUCAAGAGAAGAAUACAAAAGGACAGGUUAUAAUACCCAGCAGCAAGUUCUGGAGGAAAUACACUCCUCACAAGGCCUAUUGGAACAAACAGCAACAGAAGCUGGAAUUCUUGUACAACCCCAUUUUGACCUUGCUUUCCAAUAUGACUGUGGAAGAAACCUUAAUUUCUAAUACUAGUGUUCUGAAUUCCUGUGACCCUGAUCCAUCAGUAACAUCAGAGGUUAAUGACUUUGCAACGUUGCCAGACAGAUUUAAAGACUUCCUGCUUUAUUUAAGAUGUAGAAAUUAUUCAUUAUUAGUGGAUCAACCAAAAAAGUGCAAACACAAACCUUUCCUGCUACUGGCUAUCAAGUCACUUAUACCACAUUUUGAUAGAAGGCAAGCAAUUAGGGAAUCUUGGGGUAAAGAAAUACAAUCAGGGGAUGUAACAGUUGUAAGGGUCUUUUUGUUGGGACAGACCCCUCCAGAAGAUAACUUUCCUGACCUUUCAGACAUGCUGAAAUUUGAGAGUCAAACCCACCAAGACAUUCUUCUUUGGAACUACAGAGACACUUUCUUCAACUUGACUCUGAAAGAGGUGCUGUUUCUUAAAUGGGUCAGCAGCACGUGUCCAGAGGCCCAGUUUAUUUUUAAGGGGGAUGAUGAUGUUUUUGUGAAUACCCACCAGAUCCUGGAUUACUUGAAGAAUUUAUCAAAGGACAAAGCAAAAGACUUAUUUAUAGGUGAUGUGAUCAAAGAUGCUGGACCUCAUCGAGAAAAAAAAUUAAAGUACUACAUUCCAGAAAGUGUUUUUGAAGGUUCUUAUCCUCCAUAUGCAGGAGGUGGUGGGUUUCUGUACUCUGGUGAUCUGGCAUUAAGACUGAACAAUGCAUCUGACCAGGUCCUCCUCUAUCCUAUUGAUGACGUUUAUACUGGAAUGUGCCUUCAGAAACUUGGGCUUGCUCCGGAAAAACACAAAGGCUUCAAAACAUUUGAUAUUGAAGAGAAACACAGGAAUAACAUAUGUUCCUACACAAACUUAAUGUUAGUACAUAGCAGAAAACCUCAAGAAAUGAUUAAGAUUUGGACACGCUUGCAGGAUCCACACUUAAAUUGUUAAAUGUUUAAAGUAACAUGCGUAAGUGUCUUCAAUUUAUUUUCCAAGAUUGGGUCUAAUUUCUUCAUUGAAUCAUUAAAACUCCUCUUUGUUCUCACUUAAUGGUUUUUAAAGUUACUUCUCUUAAAAAUCAUUAGCUAGAAACAUUUGUUCAGUACUUCUAAAAGUAAAAAUAAUACUAGAAUAACAAAUUUUUGAGUGUGGCAUGAAGAUUUAGUCCUAAUCUUUCCACUGUCUUAGCAGUUAUUAUGUUUCAAUAUUUCAUCUACAAAUUUUAAAAUAGACUUCAGAAGUUAUAACAAAAAAUUCUUCAUUGAUUCAUGGUUAGCUAUCACCAUAAUGUUGAAAGCAUGGAUUGCCCACUUUUCAUUGCUAGUGCAUCUUAUUUUAAUUGUGGUGGUAGAAGCUGUAAACACAGACUUUUUUUCCUGAGAAAACUUGUCUGUUUGAAAUAGCAUUUGUAACGUAAAAAUUCAGAAAUUGGGGAAGUCUAAUUUUUACACAAAGUAAAAAAAAAAUAAAAAAAAAUAAUAACUUUAAAAAAUUACACUAAUUAUUGAAAGGUGUUUUGAUUUUGUAACUCUUCCUCUAUCAUAUGCUACUUCUGAACAGUAUUCUCUCAUUUAAAUGUGAUCUGCUGUGCAAAAUGUGUCUGCCUGUAUCUGAAAGGAUACUAAAUCUCUACCUUUUAUGUAAUGAUACUUUAUAUCUUAUAAAAUCACAAUAUAAUUUCAAAUGGGAUAAAAUUUAAGAGCUGGACAUGUAAGGAAGAGGAUAGGUUUUAUGUUGGACUUUGCUAAUAGGCAGAUUUUUGUCUUGAAUUUCAGUUAAGCUUUAUAAAUCAAAGUUCUUCUGUCACUCAUUUUAUUUACAGAAAAGGCUGCUCUGGCCAGUCCUUGUUUUCUGUUUUGGUGUUAAAAACAAUCAUCAGGUAGCUUGAUUUGAUAUGGAUAACUGAAGUCUGAAAUUGCACAUCACUCAGGAAAGCUUGGUUUGGAUCUCCUCUAUAAACUGAUGAUGAUAAACUCAGAACAAUAUACAUCUUAAACGUUUCAAGUUUUGAAAGUGAGAUUUGGAAAUUGCAUGAUGUGUCAUACAGCAUGUUUCCCAAAACUCUAGAAAUCUUUUCUUGCCAUAUUUCCACAUGUUGCUUAUAUGAGAAUUUGUUCUAAGUAAUGACCCCUUCUUUGUAUAUAUAGGAGUGCCUGUCUAUUUAUUGUUCAGAUUGAAGACCAAAAUGUUUUCUUAAAUAUAUUUGUGUAACGUUUUAUUUGUAUACAUUGUUGUCAGUCAAAUAUUUAAAUAGAGCAUGAUAUUUUAAAUCUGUUGAUGUAACAUGUUAAAUACAGUUAAUUGUUUUUGAAUUUGAAAAAUAAAAUUGUGAUUUAAGUAGU
This is a messenger RNA of Caretta caretta (loggerhead turtle), 3305 nucleotides long. RefSeq names its product UDP-GlcNAc:betaGal beta-1,3-N-acetylglucosaminyltransferase 2 (gene B3GNT2). Lineage: Eukaryota; Metazoa; Chordata; Testudines; Cheloniidae. Gene Ontology annotation, cellular component: Golgi membrane. Gene Ontology annotation, molecular function: N-acetyllactosaminide beta-1,3-N-acetylglucosaminyltransferase activity. Gene Ontology annotation, biological process: protein O-linked glycosylation; poly-N-acetyllactosamine biosynthetic process. The record is from RefSeq and is a predicted model, not a curated record.